Molecule: messenger RNA, 2669 nt
Organism: Tuber aestivum (summer truffle)
Lineage: Eukaryota; Fungi; Ascomycota; Pezizomycetes; Pezizales; Tuberaceae
Source: the annotation of a GenBank genome assembly
AUGUCGGGAAAAGGUGGAAAGGGCAAGGGCAAGACCCGGGCUAACGGACCCGGUGGUGCUGGAAAUUCGCAGCGUCGCUCCAGGAGUAGGAACACAACUCCAGCCUCUACCAGCGCCUUUUCGGAGACGACCCACCUUUCUUCCGAGCCGAUACCGACUGUUCGCGCAAAUUAUGAAGACAUACUCGAGAAAUAUACAAAUGGCCUGACAACAGAUACUUCGUCUAUCCCUACGUCAGGCAACCUAUCCUCGCUAAAAUCGGAUUUGCUAUCGCUCGGCAAGAAUGCGGAGCGGAGGAGCAAAUCUUGUGAGAAGAGUCUAAGAGAACUAACUUCGAGAGUCGAAGUUAGAAAGAUUGAAGAGAAAGAGCGCCAGGCACAAAUCGAACAGGAAGAAAAGCGGAAGAAGGCAGUUGAGGAUGAGGAACGCAAGGAACGGGAUAAGCUUAAGGCAGAGAGGGAUAGGAAAAAAAAAGAUAAGGGUGAGAGGGACUCGGACAGCAAGAGGCCACCGGCCGUUGGUGCCCAUCAAGUGACAACUCAAGGCCCGGAGGCAGUUGUGAAAGGUCCGCAAAUCUUUGCGGCCCGUUUACCUGUUGAACCCUUCGGUCCGUAGAGGAAGUUACUGACUUGUGCCUCUUAGGUGAUAAGAUAAAGAAACGCAAGGCAGAGAGCCCUCCAGAUGAGAGGCCGACUAAGUCCAGUACCUCCCCUUCGCGGAUUCGAAGUUCAGAGGAGCAUCAGCCUGUACCCGCAGCGCCUUUUUCCGUACUAGAGACACUUGAGAAUGAUCCAACUGUAUAUGAAAUUCCCGCGGUUACGGAUGAAUCCACAUACGAAGAGAAAGCGAGUGCUUAUUCGGUUACAAGGUUCCCCGAGGUAGACUUAACGGACCUUGGGCCUGGCGACCCUCCAGAUGCAGACUUUUCAAACCCGAAGCCCUUUAACCAAGUUGCCAUGAACACUUUUAACACCUUUAUAGAGCCCUAUUUUAGACCAUUUUCUGAAGAGGAUCUGGGAUUUUUGCGGGAGAGGGGUAAUCGGUCAACACCUUAUAUCAUUCCUGCCUUGGGAGUUCCUUAUGCAGAGGCAUGGGCUGCCGAGGAUAAUGGCUUCCCAUCCCCAUUAGCGUCCACUAACGGGCCUAGGAACCCCAAUGUCCCAAAAGGAAACCCGGAUAAUCUUACAGAUGAUGUAUUGGAGAAGGAUGACCUUCUCUCUUGCGGCCCCUUACUAUCGAGGGUCAUAGCAGCCAUUAUUCCAGAGGAACUCAACCUAGAUGCGUCAAUGGGGGACGGCGAUGCCUCGUCAUCAUCGCAAACUCAGGCCAACGGGGAACCAACUCCACAGGUAGUUACUGCGUCAACGAUGCCAGAAUCGACACAACCUGGCUGGAAGGUGCCUGUCGGUAGGUCUGACUAUCAGACACUGGAGGAGCGGAUCCAACGCGAAAUGGCCUACAUAGGGCUUCUCGGCCCUAACACUGAACCGGACUGGAAGUCCCGGGAAGAUGAUGAUGUCUCGGCCCGUCUGCGCAUGCUACAGGCUCAACUCCGUGAACAGGCCGCGUUAAACGGGGCACGGAAGGCCCGUAUUGCAGAAAUCCUGAAGGAAGUGUUGGCGCAUCAAGAAUAUGCUACUAUCCUUGAUGAUCUAGACAAGCAGGUCAAACAGAACCCAUCCCCCCCAAGCCCCAUGAAAAAAUCCCCUAAUUUCUUUCGGGUAUUCCCGUGGUACCAAUAUCUUCUCCGAGCAAUCCGACAAGUUUGUUAUUGCUCAAGACUUGCCCUAGAUUAGAGAGACAAAACGCUCCUCCCCUUUCAUUCUAUCCCGGCUCUGCAUUUCAGGAGGCGCGUUGGCUGACGAAUCGAACUCACUCCACAACAGGUCGAGCAAGCUUACUCGAAACGCACUCGCAACAUGAAGGCUACCAAGAAAAAGAAGGUGGUACCCAAUGGUGUUGGCGUCGCUCAAGCUCGUGUCGGUAUCGGUGAGGCAGCAAGAACCCUCAUGGAGCGCCGGAAGAAGUGGAUGGACGCCAUCGGUCCUGUCUUCGAAGAGGGUCUUACGCGCUUGCCUAAGGGUUCUGUGUUUGGCGGCUUGGAGGUACUAAUAGAGAAGGAGAAAGAAGGGGUUGCAGAAGAGGAUUAAUGUAGGGUUAUGAGCUCGGGUUAGAGCGUUUUGGCUACCUUAAAUUGCUAUAACUUACUUUCUUUUCUGUACGGCGAGGGGGAACUUUCAAGCUGAAGCGUGGGGUUGCCGUGCGGGCCAUUAAUGUAAAGUAGCGAACUCAGGGGCGGCUAAAUCGCUUGAAUGGGUUGGAUUGGGCUGGGGCAGGAAUUCUUCUCCCUUUUUUCCCCCCUUUUGUUCGGGAGGCCUCCUUGUACAGCUUUUUUUUUUCUUCCUUCGUUUUCUCAACGGAAGGACAGUCUGGUGGAGUACCGUCGGUUUAGUUUCAUUACUGGCUCUUUUCUUGUUUACUUUGUUUGAGGUGGGUUGGUUUGGUGGACAUGAAUAUUCUCGGAAUUGGUAGAUAAGUACUGUGCUCAGGUCGCCGGCUUGGUGUUAUUUUUUUAGUCGUAACGUAACAAGAGGAAGGCAACUUUGAUCCGACGACUUAAGUGCAGCCAUGACAUGUAUAUAUAUAUAUAUCAUCUGUGCGGCGGUUUU